Lethenteron reissneri (Far Eastern brook lamprey) is the source of this 1196-nucleotide messenger RNA. RefSeq names its product ribosomal protein L5 (gene RPL5). Gene Ontology annotation, molecular function: 5S rRNA binding; structural constituent of ribosome. Gene Ontology annotation, biological process: translation; ribosomal large subunit assembly. NCBI's taxonomy places the organism in Eukaryota, Metazoa, Chordata, Hyperoartia, Petromyzontiformes, Petromyzontidae. The record is from RefSeq and is a predicted model, not a curated record. Gene Ontology annotation, cellular component: ribosome; cytosolic large ribosomal subunit.
CCAAUCAGCGAGCGCGACUCAUCAGCGCUCUCGGAAGUGGGCGGGCUCAAGUCCGCGCAUGCGCCCAACGCCCUUCCUUUCCCUUUGGGAUCCGGGCCGAAGCGGCGCCAUCGCGGGGAAGCCGAGUCCUCGGCAACCAUGAAGGGGUUCAUAAAGACAGUGAAGAGCAAGGCGUACUUUAAGCGCUACCAGGUCAAGUUCAAGAGGCGUCGUGAGGGAAAGACCGACUACUUUGCACGCAAGCGCCUGAUCGUUCAGGACAAGAACAAGUACAACACGCCCAAGUACCGGCUGAUUGUGCGCCUCACCAACCGCGAUGUCAUCUGCCAGGUGGCAUACGCUAAGAUCGAGGGCGACGUGAUGGUGUGUGCCGCCUACUCGCACGAGCUCUCCAAGUACGGCAUCACCGUGGGACUCACCAACUACGCCGCCGCCUACUGCACCGGCCUGCUGCUGGCGCGCCGCCUGCUUGCCAAGCUGGGCCUGGACAAGGUGUACGAGGGGCAGACGGACGUGACGGGCGAUGAGUUCAACGUGGAGAGCGUUGACGGACAGCCCGGCGCCUUCACCUGCUACCUGGACGCGGGGCUCACGCGCACCACCACCGGCAACAAGGUGUUCGGCGCGCUCAAGGGCGCCGUCGACGGGGGCCUCUCCAUCCCACACAGCACCAAGCGAUUCCCGGGCUACGACUCUGAGAGCAAAGAGUUCAACGCGGACGUGCACCGCAAGCACAUCCUGGGCGUGAACGUGGCGGACUACAUGCGCUCGCUCAUGGAGAACGACGAGGACGCCUACAAGCGGCAGUUCUCUCGCUACAUCAAGGGCGGAGUCGUCCCCGACAUGGUGGAGGGGCUGUUCAAGAAGGCUCACGAGACGAUCCGAGAGAACCCGGUGCACGAGAAGAAGCCCAAGAAGGAAGUGACGAAGAAGCCCAAGAGGUGGAACCGCGCCAAGUUGUCUCUGGCCCAGCGCAAGAACAGAGUUGCUCAGAAGAAGGCGAGCUUCCUGCGGGCGCAGGCCAGCGAGCCGGCGGAGUGACGUGCGCUCUUGGGGCUGUGAUGCUGCCAGCGCCACAGCUGCCGGCCAAGGGCAGCAUGCGCGUGCUGCAGGGCGGGAGCUUGUGGUGCUGGUUGGGAAAGCAUUCGUAAAUGAUCUAACCUUGGAUAUUUCAAUAAAAGACACAAAACGAGGAA